AUGGGGUGCAAAGCCCUGCAUCCCCCAGACUACAUCCCCCAGCUCCCUGCAGCCCCAGGGCUCCUCUGCUUCAGCCACAGGCUCCAGGGGCUUCGAGAAAUGGCCAAUGGUGUAUAUGUGAGCCCACGGGGCUACAAGCAUGCAUGGGUGCCUGUGUGCAGAUGGGCGGUGCUGGCUGACUCACCCGCUCCGGAGCUGGAAGCCAGGACGCAGCUACUCAGCUACCUGUUGAGCCUGUCAGGUAGGGGCGGGGCAGCCAGCCAGCCCCUCCCAGGCCCCGCCCCCAGGCCAAUCCAGAGCAGCCCCCAAUCACCCCUAACGCCUGCCCAGCGGAGCCCCAGGAAGUGGAAGAAGCCAGCGGUGAGCACAUGGCCAGAUGCCUCCAAUCUGAGGGAGGAGAGAGGACCCCUCCCCCGGCCCCCCCGACAUGGAAAUGCAGGUCUGUUGCUUGUCUCUGGCAGAAUUCAGGGGUCUCCGCCUCGAGCGUUGCAUCUGCAUCUUUCCGUCCACCUGCGCGCAGAGAGCCCGCCACAUGACUGCGUGCAGGGGACUGGACUCGAAGCCGGGAAAGAGCCGCAGGGCCGAGGAGCGCCCCCUGGAGGCGGGACGGGGGCGCGGGCUACGCCCCCUCCCUGCCCCGCCCUCCUCUGUCCGCGGAAGUGGGGACCAGCUGCGAGCAGCCCUGGGGCAGGUGACUCCGCGCCCGCGCCCGGGAAAGGCGACGGGCGCCUCCCGCGGCAGGAGUCCCUUCUCCGCGGCCUCUACCGCCCCCUGGGCUCUAGUCCCCACCUGGGCUUCUGAGAGUCUGACUCAACCGAGCCCGCAUCGUUUCACCUCCUACAACACACCCGGAGCGUGCGGAGAAAUUACAGGAUUGCAGGGGCACGGCUAAUGCGCUCUAAUUACCCACCGCCGCUCUCAUCGGCGGCGCUGGGCCAACGUGCCGUAAUUAGGCCGCCCCUCCCCGGUCCCGGAACCUGUCCCCCGUCCCUUGUCCUUUGGUCAGUUCCGCCCGCCGCCACCUCCUGCUGCCCUCCAGGAUUGCCCCUUGGUCACAGGAGAGAGCCAUGAGACCCAAACAAGGGUGAGGAGCAGGAAGGUGCAGGACUUGGGGACCGGCCCCUCUCCUCCCUUAAGCCUACAGUUUUUGAGAUCUCUGCUAGAAAGGACUAGGAGAGUGGGGAAGGCCAUGAAGGACCCUUUGGUUGACAGGGACAUUGAGGCCGACUGGAAAGUUAACUGUGGGGGGCAGGGGUGGAUAGGGCACCAGGGUGACAGGAUCCCAUUCUGCACAUGAGGCUCAGAAAAGUAAAGGUUCUUGGGGGACGCCCCCAGCCGGAACUUCCAGAUUAGCUCAUUUAAGGAGCCCAACAUGCUCGCUCGCUCCCUGGAAGGGGAAUUACCUUCCCUCGAAGAAAGAUGACAUCCCCAUGGCAAACAUGGAGUCCUGGCAGCUGACCAACUGUGGCCAGUUGGUCACAAGGGAGCUGGUGAGUGGCUCAAGUCCCCCAUCCCAGGGAGGGUGGGACGAGGCCCUGAAGACACAGGCCAGACCCAGUGGCCAGGACUAAAGGGGAGCAGCUUGGCUCUCAGGUUCUUUAUUCAAACCAAGCUCAAACCUCUCCUAUCAGACGUUCUUUCCUGAAGUCCAGGGGGGGUUGCAAAUGCUUGGCCUUUGGCCAAGUUUAAUCUUUAGUGAGGUUUUUGUUUGGCCUUCAGGGAGCAUGUGGUUUUUAUAUUCAAUGUGAGAGCCCACGGAUACUGCGGGCUGCCCUCCCGUCAUCGGCAAAGGCCGGUAUGGCCAAACUAGGUCCCCAAAGGCAUUUGAGUUUGAGACGUGAUCUAGACCAGCCCACCUGACCUGCACUGUUAUCUUUUCCCUCACCUUCUAGAAGCUCAGUCUGCUCUGUUGCACCUUUGUAGUUUGUGUGUGUCGCUCAGUAGCUGUACCAAAGUGUUUCCCCGAGCUCCUCUUUAGGCUCCCCAGAUGUGGUGGCAGUGGUGGCUGCAUAUACUUCUGCGAACCCCUCUGGCACCCACUUUUUUCAUCUUGAGAAUCAAGCUGUGCCUUGGGUAGCCACCAUAUCUUUUCCAACAGGGAUAACAGGUAUUUUUCCGCCGUAAGACUAGAGGUUCCUUGAGGGCAGGAUAUUGGAUCUCUCCUUUCAGACUGGGUUCUCACUGAGGGCUAUGGCAGUGGGGUGUGGGGGUUGUAUCAUAGGUAGCUCCCUGAGAAGAGCAGUGCCUCCCCCUCAGACUGGGGCUCCCUGAGGCAGGUCUGUGUCUUCCCUCCCCCCCAUCAGACUGGGCUCCCUGAGGAGGGCCAUGUCUCCCCUCAGACUGGGGCUCCCUAAGGGCAGAGCAGUGUCUCCUCCCUCAGACUUGGGUCCCUGAGACAGGGCUGUGUCUCCCCCUCAGUCUGGAGCUCCUUGAAGGCACUGGAUUCUCCCCUCAGAUGGAGCCUUUGCACCCCACCCCACCCCCCUGGCUCUCAGCUGUGCCCAGGCGUUCCUCCCAGGACGCUGUCAUGCUUUGAUGAAUGAAACCUACUAAGAAUAACUCAG
This is a messenger RNA of Sus scrofa (pig), 2564 nucleotides long. The record is from RefSeq and is a predicted model, not a curated record. Lineage: Eukaryota; Metazoa; Chordata; Mammalia; Artiodactyla; Suidae.